CGGGGUCCCCAACAUAACUAUCAACAUGUCGUCCCCCUCGCCCCAUACAGCCGUCGUCUUCGCCUACCACGACGUCGGCGUCCGCUGCCUAAAGGUGCUGCUCGCCCGCGGGGUCACGGUGCCCCUGGUCGUCACGCACGAGGACGACCCGUCCGAGAACAUCUGGUUCGAGUCGGUCGCCUCGCUAUGCAAGGAGCGCGGCAUCCCCCACAUUGCACCACCGGACGCCAAGUCGGCCGAGCUGCUCGAGCGCGUGGCAUCCCUGCGCCUGGGAUGGAUCUUCAGCUUCUACUACCGCCACCUGCUGCCGCCGGGCCUCCUGCGGCAGGCCCGGCACGGCGCCUUCAACAUGCACGGCUCGCUGCUCCCCAAGUACCGCGGCCGCGUGCCCGUCAACUGGGCCGUGCUGCGCGGCGAGGCCGAGACGGGGGCGACGCUGCACGAGAUGGUGGCGCGGCCCGACGCCGGCUUCAUAGUGGCGCAGGUCUCGGUGCCCAUCCUGCCCGACGACACGGCGCACGCCGUGUUCGCCAAGGUGGCGACCGCCGCCGAGAAGGCCCUGUGGGACGUCCUGCCCGAGAUGCUGGCCGGCAACACGCCGAGGCGGCCCAACGACGUCGGGAAGGGCAGCUACUUUGGCGGCCGCAAGCCCGACGACGGCCGCGUCGACUGGUCCCGCCCCGCGCGCGAGGUGUACAACCUCUACCGCGCCGUCGCGCCGCCGUACCCGGGCGCGUUUGUGGAGCUGCGCGGGCGCCGGUUCGUCAUCGCUCGCGCUAGGCUACCGCCGGGCCGUCAAGAACCGGGCCUGUCGCCGGGGCUGCACGUGGUCGCCGGCGGGGAGAUCGUCGCGGUCUGCGGCGACGGCGGCGUGGUGGUGGUCCAGCAGCUGCUCGAGAGCGGGCGCGAGGUGGCGCCCGACGCGCUGCGCGAGGUCCUCGACGACGAGGAGAGAGACGGCGCGGCAGCGGCGGCGGCGGCGAGGCCGAAGCGGAUCCUCAUCCUCGGCGUCAACGGCUUCAUCGGCCACCACCUCGCGCGCCGCAUCCUCGAGACGACCGACUGGCACGUGCGGGGGCUGGACCUGGGUUCGCACCGCAUCGCAAGCCUCGCAGAGCAGCACGGCGGCGGCAGCGGCUGUCGCUUCGUCUUCCGGCAGGGCAACAUGGCCAGCAACGGGCGCUGGAUCGAGGACCAGGUGGCGGCGUGCGACGUCGUGGUUCCGCUCGCGGCCAUCGCCACGCCGCGCACCUACAUCGAGGACCCGCUGUCCGUGUUCGAGCUCGACUUUGAGGCGCACCUCGCCAUCGUGCGGUGGGCGACGCAGCACGGCACGCGGCUCGUGUUCCCGUCGACCUCGGAGGUGUACGGGCUCUGCCGGGACGCGGAGCUGAGCCCGUCCAGCUCAGAGCUAGCCUACGGGCCCGUGUGCAAGACGCGCUGGAUCUAUGCGUGCUCCAAGCAGCUCAUGGACCGCGUCGUCUGGGCGCACGGCACCCAGCGCGGGCUCGACUUCACCCUCUUCCGCCCCUUCAACUGGGUCGGCCCGGGCCUGGACUCGCUCGCGCUGCGGCCGGCGGGCGGCUCGCGCGUCACGACGCAGUUCCUGGGGAACCUGCUGCGCGGCGAGGACCUGACGCUCUCGGACGGCGGGCGCCAGAGGCGCGCCUUCACGGCCGUCGGGGACGGCGUCGACGCCCUGGUGCGCAUCCUGGCCGACGACGCCGGCGUCACGCGCGGCCGCAUCUACAACAUUGGCAGCCCGGACAACGACUGCUCCGUCCGCGAGCUCGCCGAGCGCAUGCUCGAGGCCGCGAGGGGCACCCCGGAGCUGGCGGGGCGCUGCGCGGGCGUCAAGAUGGUCGAGGUCCCGUCGGGCGAGCUGUACGGCAACGGCUACCAGGACGUGCUGCGCCGCGUGCCGUGCAUCACCGACACAUGCCGGGACCUGGGCUGGAAGCCGACCAUGUCCCUGGACGACUGCGUGCGCGCCAUGGUGGAUGCCGUGGUGCCGUUUGCUGACGUGGCCGCGCAGGGAGGCGAGCUUGUGUGGUAG
This is a messenger RNA of Gaeumannomyces tritici R3-111a-1, 2056 nucleotides long. RefSeq lists its product as hypothetical. The transcript has a single exon. Lineage: Eukaryota; Fungi; Ascomycota; Sordariomycetes; Magnaporthales; Magnaporthaceae. The coding region runs from base 26 to 2056 and encodes 676 amino acids. Gene Ontology annotation, biological process: biosynthetic process. The record is from RefSeq and is a predicted model, not a curated record. Gene Ontology annotation, molecular function: catalytic activity.